AUGUUUGUCAUUUUUUCGGAGGAUGGACCGCAGUCUAUGUAUGUUUGCCAUUUUUCUAGAGGAUGGACCACAACCUAUGUAUCUCUUGACAACGUUGGCGUCUGGAAUCUUAGAGCAGAUAAUCUCGAUUGCUGGUUUCUUGGCCAGGAAAAAUACAUGAGAAUUGUCAAUCUUGAAGAUACAAGCAACAAAACGAAGUUGUUUGUGCCCGAUAAUGCUCUCUAUUGUGGUGUCCUUAGCGGCAAGCAAAAGUACCGCACCAUAACUUCCCUCACUCACCUGGCCCAUUCCGUCAAUCUCUUCUACACUAAUGACUAUUGCCCCUUCUUAUUUCCAGGCAGCAGAAAACUUCCUCAGCAUCCAUUAUACAUGGAUAUAUCUAAUUUCUAG
Molecule: messenger RNA, 390 nt
Organism: Fraxinus pennsylvanica
Lineage: Eukaryota; Viridiplantae; Streptophyta; Magnoliopsida; Lamiales; Oleaceae
Source: the annotation of a GenBank genome assembly